UGCAUCCGGAAGGUCGGCUGCAGCGUGGAUUGCAGGUGCAGUUCUGAUUAUGAACUCUUCAGAAGGUUUCGUGAGCUUCUUGGAAGGAGACAGCUUGUGCGAGAAGUUUCUCCGUAUAGAGCGGGAGCAGACUGUACGCCUGAGGGAACUCACUUUCCUCGAACCAGUCCAAUAUGUUUACAACCCACUCGAUUAUGCCUGGGAACCCCACCAAGACUACGUGCGUAAAUACUGCCAAACACGCAAGAAGGUGCUCUUUCUUGGAAUGAACCCGGGGCCCUUUGGUAUGGCCCAGACUGGGGUGCCCUUUGGAGAGAGAAGCGCUGACUGGUGGAGACUGGCGAAUGCGAUGGACAGGUGUCAUGUUAACAUGGAGCACCAAAGACCAAUCUGGGGCCUGGAAUGCCCCCAGACGGAGGUGAGCGGUGCCCGCUUUUGGGGUUUCUUCCGUUCUGUGUGCACCAGCCCUGAAGCGUUCUUCCGCCACUGCUUUGUCCACAACCACUGCCCACUGCUCUUCAUCUGUCAGAGUGGCCGCAACCUGACCCCGGCUGAACUGCCAGCUGCUCAGAGGGAACGGCUCCUGCAGAUCUGUGAUGACGCCUUGUGCGAGGCUAUAAAGGUACUGGAUGUUACUAUGGUAAUUGGCGUGGGGCGCUUUGCUGAACAACGCGCCCGCAAAGCCCUUGGCAUAGAUAGUCGCAGUGGGGGGGUGAUGCAUCCGUCACCUCGCAACCCCCAAGCCAACAAGGGUUGGGAUGCCAUCAUCAGAGCAAAGCUGGAGGAACUGAGUGUGAUGGGGCUGGUCACAGGCUGGUGGAUUCAAGAUCCAGAAAAUGACUGAACUCUGGGUGUCCUUUGCAAUUUUGGACACAACUCUAAUGGAAUAACCUCUGGGCUAAGGGAGAACUUACAAAGCAACUAUGACACUACCUCCCCCUUGCCACUUUUUGCUUCUAUUUACAUUACAUCUAUUUGUAUUUCUGAGACCCACUUCUUCAGAUCUUUCUGGAUCCCAAAGCUGGACCUUCUCUGGGACUUAAAUGGCUUCGCACCAAUUGUAUGAGAAUUGCUCAUCCGUUGUCUUCUAGUUCUGCUCUAGGUAUGUGUGACACCAGAAGAGCCAGUGGUAGCAGCUGCUGCACCGUUGCGCAAAAGAUGAAUCCUUAAGUAUCUACACACUAACCAUGUUCUGAUUAGGAGGAAAGGUAUCUAUCCUACUACAUUCCUGCUCUGAUUUUCACUACCAACCUGGUCACCAGAUCUCUGAACAAGGCCGAUGGAUUAAAGACAACCUGCUCUCCUUCAGAAAGACCUAAAAGACCCUUCCUUUCUACAUCCAUUUUUGAAGGACAGCAGUAUGUUCACAAUGAACAGGGGAAGGAUGUGUUAGAACAAAGAACUGUAAUCAAGCUAAUAACUGCCCUUGUUGGGCUUCCCAGACCCUUGACUGUAUGUAUGGAACAAAUAACAAUCACAGUAUACGAAAUAAGCUACCGUUCAGCCCACACUAAACUAGUGUGAGAUAUAUAGAAACAAAACUCAGCAUGAACAGAGUACUGAGAAAGGUGAUUGCGGGGUAUCUGUAUCUGAGCAAAUUGAUUACGGAGUUUGAUUAUUGUUUAUCUGUACCUCCCCACAGUUGUCGUGUUUACUGGUCACUAGGAUGGAGAGCAGCUUCCCUUGGAUGCUGUGAGCCAAUCUUCUCAAACUUGGAAGGAUGCAUGGUUAGUUUGAGGAGCAUUGUAGGGGAAACUCAGUUCUUCUGGCAUUUCCACUGCAACCAACCCAGUCAUGGAGCAUUAAACAGAGAUUGCUUUCAAGAUUCAUUUGCCCAGGAAAACAAGCUGUACCCUUGUUCUCCCAGUUCUGGAGAGAACUAGAUCCUGUGGUUAGAUCCUGUGACUGUGAUGCAUGGUAGGACCCUUUGCUUCUGACACUAAGGGCCAGUGUGCACACUGCUCCUGAAUCAACUAUUGGCACCUUUCUAAUAGCGUUGGUGGAAUUGAAAUCUUGUGGUGCACAGCUGCUUAGGACUGUGCCAGUGUAGUUAUGUGAAUAGGCUUUAACUCUGAACAAUGAGCUUAUUUCUGUGUGGUUCCAAGAUGCCGAAACAUAAAUUACCUUGGCUGUCUUUAUGUGGUGUUUUCAGUUGCUUUGGCAUUCUGUGGUCAAGAGCAUCUGCAGCUAUCAGCAACCCAUUUCUGAUGGGACAGCCAUGAGUUGUUGGGCUAAAUUCCUUUAUUUAUAGUUGAAUUUACAGGUUGCCCUUCUUCGGACCAGCUCAGGACAGGUCACCACAUACUCAUAACCACCCAUGUGAACCCAUAUUGCAACAUACCUGGUCUUUCAAAGAUAGGAAUUAUCAUCUUGUCCUGAAUCAGUGUGGUUUAAAAGCUGUGCCGCAGACUUUUGUCCCAGGUUUUGCUUAAAAGAUUCCAGCGCAACAAUUAAAUAACACUAUGAUUUUAAAGAUUUUGAUUUGUGAUUUUUUUAAAAUGAGAGUCAGCAUGGUUGAGAGUGGCUGACUUUAAUCUGGAGAACCAGGUUCGAUUUCCCACUCCUCCACAGUGGUCCAGUCACAGUUCUUUCAGAACUCUCUCAGCCAUGCGGAGGCAGGCAAUAGCAAACCACCUCCAAAUGUCUCUUGCCUUGAAAACCUCAAGAGGUCACCAUAAGUCACCUGUGACCUGAUAGGGCAUGUUCACACACACGGGCACACAGAAGCAUAUCGGGCGGGGGGGGGGGGGGGGGAUGGUGUCCAGAGACAACUCCUUCUCCAAGCAUCCCCCAUGUUCAUGCCCCUGUGCCCCUGUCCCCGUGCCCCCGUCCCCCAUGCUCAUGCCCCCGAGCCCUGCCUCUGCCUCCGUGCAAGCUGGCUUUCAAAAGACGGCCUGCAUGGAGGCGUAGUGGAGCACAUGUCUGAGCCAAGCCCCCAUGCCAUGCAGAUCAACUUUUGGCCAAAAGCCGGGGGGUGGGGGGUGGAGGGAGAGAGGCUGUACUUCAGAUUUAGUGGAUCGUACUUGGUUCUAAGUCCUUGCAUCUCCAGUUAAAAUAUCUUGGGAUCAUACUUAGAUGGAAUGGCAGCAGCCCUGCUUUCUCAGAACCUAAGCCUGCAAAGCAACAGUGAGGAUUUUUAAAGCAGAAGGGAUACACCUGUGUAUACAAGCUAAUGCUCUCCCUUUGCUGGUUGCUCAUCUCCUUCCAGUCUGUGACCUCUAAAUGCUUUUUUCCCAAUACAGCUUGGAGAAAAAUGGCAGGUUUGUGGAGAGUUCGGCUCUCUUCUCCCAAACAUCCCUUCUGCUCUAAAACAUUCCUCGUUGUACAUCGAGGGUCGGCAUCAUUUCAUGACCAAAGAACCAGACAGUCAACUUUCAGAGAGAGAGGGCAACAAAGAACCAGUUUGAAAAAGCCACUUGCCUAACUAAGGGUAUACAGUUGAACAUCAUUGAUCGCUGACGUGUGUUGAUUGUGUGUGUGUAAAGUGCCGUCAAGUUGCAGCCGAUUUAAGGCAACCCAGUAGAGUUUUCAAGAUGAGAAACUAACAGAGGAGGCUUGCCGUUGGCUUUUUCUGCUUAGAGACCCUGGUAUUCGUUGGUGGGCUCCCAACCCUACUUGGCCUCUGAGAUCUGACAAGAUCGGCUAGCCUGGUCCAUCCAGGCCAGGAGGACAUCUUGAUUAAUAGUAGACAACAGUUUUUGCAUCCCUCAACGCUUCUUAUUGUCUGUCCUUUAUUAGGAAUUGUCAAACAUAGAAUUUCUUAGUCAGUAGUAAAUAUGUACCAGAGUGACCAGUGUGAUGUUUUUCGAGCAGUGGCAUAAUUCUGUAUUUGGAUGUUUGGCAACUGUUCACCUUUAUUUAUGGGGAAUUCAGAUUAGCCUGUGCACUCCCACACACGCCAGCUGGGUGACCUUGGGCUAGUCCAGGGGUCUGCAGUUGGCCAUGGUGGCAGGGGCUGAUGGG
Messenger RNA from Sphaerodactylus townsendi, 3963 nucleotides. It is a transcript of the gene SMUG1, whose product is annotated as single-strand-selective monofunctional uracil-DNA glycosylase 1. Gene Ontology annotation, molecular function: oxidized pyrimidine nucleobase lesion DNA N-glycosylase activity; single-strand selective uracil DNA N-glycosylase activity. Lineage: Eukaryota; Metazoa; Chordata; Lepidosauria; Squamata; Sphaerodactylidae. The record is from RefSeq and is a predicted model, not a curated record. Gene Ontology annotation, biological process: base-excision repair.